Spodoptera litura is the source of this 1320-nucleotide messenger RNA. Its product is annotated as retinol dehydrogenase 13-like. The record is from RefSeq and is a predicted model, not a curated record. NCBI's taxonomy places the organism in Eukaryota, Metazoa, Arthropoda, Insecta, Lepidoptera, Noctuidae.
AGCGUAAUGUUCUGAUCAUGACGUGUGAUACUACGGCUAAAUUAAAUGGUAAAGUGAUUGUGGUGACUGGUGGAAGCUCAGGAAUGGGCUUUGAAGCUGCUAAAAAUCUAGCAAGUCGUGGAGCCAGAGUCAUCAUCGCGAGCAGAAAUGAAACCAAACUGAAAGCAGCUCAACGCCAUAUCAUAGAAACAACUGGUAAUCACAAUGUUGCAUACAAAACAGUUGACUUGGGAUCUCUUAAAUCAGUGAGGAAUUUGGCGAGUGAAUUGAAUGCUGAAGAUCAAAUAAAUGUGUUGAUAAACAAUGCAGGAGCUGUGGCACUUCCCGACAAACUGACAGCUGAUGACUUAAAUCUUACAAUGCAAGUGAAUUACUUUGGGGCGUUCUUACUUACGUUCCUAUUGCUGCCUAAGUUGAAAGCGUCAGCUCCAAGUAGGAUCGUAAAUGGUAUUGGAGGAGCAAUGUAUUUUGGUGAAAUAAAUUUUGAUCACUGGAAUGACAUUGGACGAUAUAAUAUAAUAACAGCAUUGGGAAGUUCGAAAUUGGCAGUCGAUUUAUUCAAUGCGGAGCUGGACAGAAGGCUGCAGCAUACAGGAGUGACUGCAAAUGCUUACGAUCCUUUUGUGGUGCGAGACACGAGCAUAUUGGGUAAUAUUCCAGGGCUUGUUCAACAUGUUUCCAAAUUCUUUAUAAACAUAAUUGGACAGAGGAAAGAGGACGUUGGUCGAGAGAUAGCAUACCUAGCGGCUGCACCAGAAUUGGAAGGUGUCAGUGGGAAUUUGUACAAAUUCUGUCAUCAGUUCAAUAAUCAUUGGUUGGUGAAUGAUCAUCAGUUGACGACACGCUUGUGGGAAGAGUCGAAGAAAGCUGUGAAGAUAAACAAGGAUGAAGACUGGGAAGUCAAUGACAGUGUAUAAGGGUGUUUAAGUGAAUGUGGUGAAUUUAAAAAUGUAUUAUCUAUUAUAUAAGUACCCAGAUAGAACAUUAGCAGUUCGACCAAACAUUCUGGGCAGUCAGUAUUGUAUUUAGUGACAUAAAUAUUUUAAUAAUCGUAAUCAAACGCCUGUUGAAUUUUAAUUUGUUUCAUGGCCAGUACAGUGUUUGGGAGAACGACGCCAGUUCAACUCCCUUAUGAGACAUACAUUAUGUAGCUUUGUGUAUAGAUUAUAAUCCUCUAUAUUGUUCCGGGUCCUUGUACUGUGAGUUAUAUGGAUGAAAUAUGUAUUUUGAUCCAACUGAAAUGAAGUCUGUCCUAGUAUCUAGUAAAAAGGGAACAUUAUAUAGAUUGGUUAAAUAACUAUAAAACACAGAAUAGAAGUA